ACUACAAUUAAGUACAAUUCAUGUGCGCUAUAAUUCACAGACGGAUGUAAUCGAAAGGCUUUUUAUGAAGUUUAUGGAUAAAAUCGAGAGAACACGAGAUGUGGAAGAGAUUCAAAAAGAACAUCAAAUUUUAUUGAGUGAUAUUAUCGGACAAAUGUUUCUCAAGACAGCAGUCAUCAACAAAUGUUUGGAACAAAUCUUUUCGUUUUGUAAUCGAUUGAAGACAUGUUCAGACUCUGAAGAUUUGUUGACCGCUUUGAUUGAGGAUUUCGAGCGAACAAAGAGACAAAUCUAUCACUUGUUGGUAAAUAUAGAAUCUUAUAAAACACAUCAAAUGGUCUCAAAUCUAGUGCUAGAACUCGAGAAGUGUUCAAAACAGCAAAUUAUCUUCAAU
This is a messenger RNA of Medioppia subpectinata, 394 nucleotides long. The record is from the annotation of a GenBank genome assembly. NCBI's taxonomy places the organism in Eukaryota, Metazoa, Arthropoda, Arachnida, Sarcoptiformes, Oppiidae.